Messenger RNA from Drosophila albomicans, 851 nucleotides. RefSeq names its product prefoldin subunit 3 (gene mgr). Gene Ontology annotation, biological process: protein folding; tubulin complex assembly; microtubule-based process. The coding region runs from base 97 to 690 and encodes 197 amino acids. Gene Ontology annotation, molecular function: tubulin binding. Lineage: Eukaryota; Metazoa; Arthropoda; Insecta; Diptera; Drosophilidae. The record is from RefSeq and is a predicted model, not a curated record. The transcript is spliced from 3 exons. Gene Ontology annotation, cellular component: cytoplasm; prefoldin complex.
UUUUACCUAUGGUCACACUGCUGUGCUUGUGCCACCGACAUCGACCUGCUGGAAAUUUAUUACAAAUUAUAAGAAUAAAUAAGACAUAAAAGCAAGAUGACUGGCAUCAUGGACACAAUAGAAAUGCCAAAAUUGCCCGAAAAUCAAAAAACUUUCGCCGGCAUACCAGAAGCAAUAUUUCUAGAAGAAAUUGAUACGUUUAUGACACAACCUGAGAACGAAAAUUGUGAAAAAGUCUUGCAGAGGUUGGAUGAACAGCAUGGCAAAUAUCGCUUUAUGGCCUACAAUUUGGAAGCGCGUCGCCGUAAGUUAAAAUCUCAAAUACCUGACUUAGAGCGUUCGCUGGAAAUGGUGAAUGUGCUGCGCAAAGAGGAUGAGGAACGAGAAACACAGUUUCUGCUCAGUGAUCAGGUGUUCAUCAAGACCCUGGUGCCGCCCACAAAAACCGUCUAUCUUUGGCUGGGUGCCAGUGUAAUGCUGGAGUAUCCAUUGGACGAGGCAGAGGCGCUGUUAAAGCAAAACAUUACAUCUGCAGUGGGCAAUCUGAAGUCCCUCGAGCAUGAUCAGGACUUCCUUAGAGAUCAAAUUACGACAACUGAAGUGAACAUGGCUCGUGUCUACAAUUGGGGCGUUAAAAAGCGACAGGCAGCGGCUAAAAGCAAUGCCACCACUGCAACCACACCCUCCUAGAUAGUUCGGGAUGAUUCGAAGCUAAGCAAAGAACAUACUACAGAAGGUAAUUUGGGUGUCAUUCCUUUUGUAUUAUUUAUUUGAAAAGUUAACACAAUCAAUCGAUAAACCCAAAUAAAAUCACGCACUUCGCAGUGCUUUCGAGAAUUCAUUAUUUAAAA